AUGACCUCAACAGAUGAAGAUUCUAAGUUGGAGUUUUCUCCUGAAACAUCUGAAGUAAGUAGGAAUCAUCGCUCGUCAUACCCUGUUACUGCAGCUUCGUCAACAGGAUGUACCGUCGAACAUUCAGUUGAAAAGCAUCGCAGAGUGAGCGUUGUGCCGAUCGGAGGUGCAUGGCGUUGUGCAACAAAUGAAAAUAUGACGGCCAGGAGAAUGAAUACAAUCAGCUCAGUUAGCGGUGAACGUCGGCCAUCUUCGACUACAGUCGAGGCUUUUCCUCAGCUCGGCUGCACUAUCACCGAUCGACGUCGGAUUUGCAAAAUCGCACUGAUAGCGCUUGCGUCGAGUUUAGUUGUACUCGUAAUUCUUGUGAUGAUCAUAGUUCGAUUUGCUCUACAUUCGCCAUGA
Molecule: messenger RNA, 405 nt
Organism: Anisakis simplex (herring worm)
Lineage: Eukaryota; Metazoa; Nematoda; Chromadorea; Rhabditida; Anisakidae
Source: the annotation of a GenBank genome assembly